UCUUCCUCGCAGAGUCGCAGCCAAUUUGCAGACUCGCAAAAUUUCUUCUGGUUCAGAAGCGUCCAGAUCUGGCGCUCCUUGCUCCGCCUGGCCACGCCUUGCAACGCCUCCUCACGGCUUCCUCGCGCAAAACGUGCAACUCGCGAAACAGCCGACAGCCUGGGGCGAUUUUCUGCCCCCUCGCUCCGGCAUGCCUUUGAAAACACUGAUUUGUCAAGUCUGUCAUUAAUAAUAUGGCUGAUAUGUCAUCAUUUAUCUGAAAUUGGACCACAGGACCUUAUUCUCGACAGAGGAUAAUUCUGAGAUAAAAGUUGCAUAAUCCUUCAGAACACAGACCGAAGAUGGCUUCUGAGGACAAAGAUCUUGUGGAAAUCUUAGAGGAGCAUAACCAAAUUGACGUUGCCAAAUAUAUCAAUUAUGUGAGUGCCCCACAGGCAGGUGCUGUUGCAACAUUUUCUGGUACCACGCGCGACACCUUUGAAGGCAAAACAGUCUUGGAGCUUAGAUAUGAAGCGUAUGUGCCCAUGGCACUACGGUGCAUGAAGUCCAUUUGUUCAUCAGCUAGAUCAUCCUGGAAUCUCCUCUCCAUUGCAGUCGCCCACUGCCUCGGCCCAGUUCCAGUUGGUGAAACAAGUGUUUUCAUUGCAGUCUCAGCCGUUCAUCGGGCUGAUGCAUUGGAUGCUUGUAAAUUUGUGAUUGAUGAGAUAAAGGCAUCAGUUCCAAUAUGGAAGAAGGAGGUUUACAGUAAUGGAGAGGUUUGGAAGGAGAAUUCGGAGUUCCUGGAGCGAAGGCUGGAUCUUGGGAAAAAAGAUGAGAUAUGGAAUCAAAAAGAAAUUGAAGUUGAAGUUGAGAGGCAUACUAGGAAGAGCUGUUGUGGGGCUAAGGUAAAGGUCAUUGAGGAAGGAGAUAAAAAAUGAAGCUGAGCAAAGCUUCUAUUUGUUUAUGUUUAGGAAAGAUUUUCUAUGUCAUAAUGAAAUGUAACUCUUUAAAAACUAAUAAUCUUCUUUUUAUAUAAUAAGAAUUGGAACCUGGAGGUAACUUUGGCACUUCA
Molecule: messenger RNA, 1051 nt
Organism: Prunus persica (peach)
Lineage: Eukaryota; Viridiplantae; Streptophyta; Magnoliopsida; Rosales; Rosaceae
Product: molybdopterin synthase catalytic subunit
Exons: 2
Coding region: 342-917 (191 amino acids)
Biological process (GO): Mo-molybdopterin cofactor biosynthetic process
Cellular component (GO): cytosol
Molecular function (GO): molybdopterin synthase activity
Source: RefSeq, a predicted model, not a curated record